Molecule: messenger RNA, 1450 nt
Organism: Harmonia axyridis
Lineage: Eukaryota; Metazoa; Arthropoda; Insecta; Coleoptera; Coccinellidae
Product: leucine-rich repeat-containing protein 27-like
Exons: 5
Coding region: 110-1384 (424 amino acids)
Molecular function (GO): protein binding
Source: RefSeq, a predicted model, not a curated record
AUAUAGACAGAAGCAUGACAUGAAGGGAACGAAACAUCAAAUCGUAAUCAAAAUUACUCAUACAAUUUUUCUAGCGAAUCGAGAACAUCGAUGCUCCCAGUGAAACAUCAUGACUGAAUACGAUAUCAUUGCAGACCAUUCCGAAGAGGAACUGACCAAAAUUCCAGAAGAUGUUCUCCGCAUGUUCAAUCUUAAGAUGCUCUAUCUGCAAGACAAUUCCAUUGAAUACCUACCAGAUGAUUUUUUCACCAUUUUGAGUAAAUUGAAUUGGCUCGAUCUGAGAAAGAACAAACUAAGGUGCAUUCCGAAAAGCAUUGCAAAUCAUGAAAAUCUGGAAAAUUUGCUGGUUUCCAACAACUACUUGGAGAAACUUCCAAAUGAAUUGGGUUUGGUUCCGAAAUUGAGAGUUUUACACGUCUCCAUGAAUCCCCUGAUAUAUCCAAGUAGGUCCGUAAUAAAUGAGGGAUCAGAAGCUAUCUGCGCAUAUCUGAAAGAGCGCUAUCUGCUCGAGAAUUCGAAGGAAGGAGAGGCCGACACGAUUUCCAGACCUGAUGCCGAUUGUUUGAACACCAGGAGGUCUUCAGAAACGUCUCUAUAUACCGACGCGAGCAACGAAACUGGUGAUAUUGAGGAGAGGUAUUCUAAGGCGUUGACCACGACGAAAUCGAAGAAGGUCAAGACGAAACGUAGAUUUCCUGAAAGGGCGCCGAUUAUAACAAUAACAAGUCUGUCUAGGCCAGUGGAUGAGUCGUCCAGUAUGUCAGACGUAGAGAUAGCCACGACGAUUCAAGCCUCACAAGAACUGCCAGACGAUAAGCAAAUAGUUCAUGAGAUUACCAAAGGACCCUCGCAGAUAAGCCUGAAGUCUUACUACAAGAAGGGACAUGUUAAGGAGAAAAAGGAAAAUAUUCCUCACAGCAUUUCUGACGCGCAACUGAAACAACAUUGGAUGGAGAAACUUCAGUUGAUACUGAACGAGCAAGAAAAGAUACUGCAACAGGAGAAAAAUUUGAUGAGCCUAAAAAAAUGGCGAGAGGAGAAGAAACAGGAGAGUCCACGAUAUGUCAGUCCUCAAGACUUGCCAAAACCGCCAUACGACGUUCAAGAAGAAUACAUGACGAUGGAUUCAAGGACGGAUCUUUUGAACCGAGAACUAGACAGAUUCAUUCAAAGGGGAACAAACACUCCGAAAGAGAUAAAUAUUCCUAAUCUGAUCGGCGAGUUGGUCAAUCAAUUGAAAGAAUUGGAGAUCCAGUGUGAAAAAGACCAAUCCCCAAGAACGGACAUUGAAGAAGCGGCAAAACAGAUAAGAACGAUUAUGGGAUUACAACAAAGAAUUCAGAAUUUGCAAGAUAUGAAUGAUAAAUCUGUUUCGACUGUUUGAAUAAUCUUGGACCUUCGUUGCUGAUGUAUGUUUUAUUUUAUACUUAAUAAAUUUUAUAUCUGAAAA